GGAAGAAGAGAGGUGGACCGCAUCUUUACUCAGCAUCAUGGAAUAUGUUUUACGUAAAAAUCCAGACUUGGUUCAAAAUAAUAAUAAUUUUCAUGGCCUCAGUAAGACCUCCAGGGACGUUGUAGCUGGAUUUAAUAUCUAACCAGAUGAUAAAAGAGAUAUUCCUUAUUACCAUCCUUGAUGAAACUGCCAUCAAAGCCAGACGAUGCAACUGUUUGAUUUUGGAGGUGGAGAGCAAACCUGAACCCCAAGAUGAGGCGUCUCUCCAGGAAGAAAGCCCUGAGCCUGGUGAAGGAGCUCGACGCCUUCCCCAAAGUGUCCAAGAGCUACAUGGAGACGUCGGCGUCGGGAGGAACGGUGUCGCUCAUCGCUUUUAGUGCCAUGGCGGUUCUGGCCAUCUUGGAGUUCUUCGUUUAUCAAGAUACGUGGAUGAAGUAUGAAUAUGCAGUAGACAAGGAUUUUUUGAGUAAGCUGAGAAUAAACGUUGACAUCACAGUCGCCAUGAAAUGCCAGCAUGUGGGAGCAGAUAUUCUGGACCUGGCGGAGACCAUGAUCAUGUCCAAUGGCCUUCAAUAUGAGCCUGUUAUCUUUGAACUGACCCCACAACAGAGGCUUUGGCAAAGGACGCUGUCUCGUAUACAGAGCAGGCUGAGAGAGGAACACGCUCUGCAGGAAAUCCUGUACAAAGCUCUGCUGAAAGGAGGCCCUACAGCUCUGCCUCCACGGGAGGAGGCGUCUCUGGAGCCACUCAGCGCUUGCAGGAUACAUGGAAGCGUCUAUGUCAACAAGGUGGCAGGAAACCUACACAUCACAGUGGGAAAGCCGAUUCACCAUCCCCAGGGUCAUGCACACAUUGCAGCCUUUGUGAGCCAUGAGGCGUACAACUUCUCCCAUCGAAUAGAUCAUUUAUCUUUCGGCGAGGAGAUACCGGGCAUCAUCAAUCCUCUGGACAGCACCGAGAAAAUAACCUGCAACAAUAACCAGAUGUACCAGUACUUCAUCACAGUGGUACCCACCAGACUGAACACGCGGGAGAUAUCUGCAGACACGCACCAGUUCUCCGUGACGGAGCGGGAGCGGGUGAUCAACCACACGGCGGGGAGUCACGGCGUUUCCGGCAUUUUCGUGAAGUACGACACCAGCGCCCUGAUGGUGACGGUCAGCGAGCAGCACAUGCCGCUGUGGCAGUUCCUGGUGCGACUGUGCGGCAUCGUCGGGGGGAUCUUCUCCACGACAGGCAUGAUUCAUGGACUCGUCGGCUUCUGUUUUGAUCUCAUCUGCUGUCGCUUCAAACUGGGAAUCUACAGGCCGAGAGAGGAUUUACAGUUGCACCACCAUACGAACAACCUGAACCAUCACCGGACUCCUCUGCUGGCUGAAGACGCCGCUCGCGACUAGCUGCUUCAUCGCGGCGAGAUUCAAGAGGUUAUCAAGGUCGAAGCUUUGUAAUCCCUGCGGGACACACGGGUUUAUUCAAACACUCAUUUCUCAUGUUUUAUGGUUUAAUAAAAAAAAAGAUCUAACAGCACAAUACUGGGGGUAACUUGAGCUGUCUAUUCAUCACUGAAAAAUGUGGACUCGGACUGUAUAAUGCUUGUUUUCACAUCUUUGAUUAGACGUUUUUGUAGUCUCUGGCCCCUUUGGUUGCUAUUCUAACGACAAGAAAUACCCACAAACUGAAGAUUCGACGGCAUGAACCACCACGGACUGGUUUCUGUUGGCUGCUGGUCGACUUUGAAGAGGAUGUUGGAACCUUCAGAC
Cololabis saira (Pacific saury) is the source of this 1761-nucleotide messenger RNA. Its product is annotated as endoplasmic reticulum-Golgi intermediate compartment protein 2-like. NCBI's taxonomy places the organism in Eukaryota, Metazoa, Chordata, Actinopteri, Beloniformes, Belonidae. The record is from RefSeq and is a predicted model, not a curated record. Gene Ontology annotation, biological process: retrograde vesicle-mediated transport, Golgi to endoplasmic reticulum; endoplasmic reticulum to Golgi vesicle-mediated transport. The coding region runs from base 253 to 1398 and encodes 381 amino acids. Gene Ontology annotation, cellular component: endoplasmic reticulum; membrane; COPII-coated ER to Golgi transport vesicle. The transcript has 14 exons.